Molecule: messenger RNA, 1824 nt
Organism: Vigna umbellata (rice bean)
Lineage: Eukaryota; Viridiplantae; Streptophyta; Magnoliopsida; Fabales; Fabaceae
Source: RefSeq, a predicted model, not a curated record
AUGGACUCAAAUCCGGAUCCAUUUAAAGCUCCUGACCAAUACUUUUUAAACGGAACAGCCUAUAAUGUGUUGCUAUAUAGUCAAAUAAUAGUGAGUAAGUGUAAUGUUUCAGGAGAUUCUCAGGAGAAGUUUUUGAAGUUUUGCGUGCCACUUCACAAGUAUGGUUUAGAAGGCAAUUGGACAGAAGCCAAAGUGAUCUUAGACAAAGAUAAGAGACUGGAACAUGCAGCAAUAACAAGUGGUUGGAGUACAUUAUUGCAUGUUGCUGCAGGUGCAAACCAUGUUCACUUUGUGGAGGAGCUACUGCAAGUGCUGAGUGAUGAACACAUCGAUUUGCGAGAUAGCAAGGGCAAUACUGCCUUCUGCUUUGCUGUUGCUUCUGGAAAUAUGCGCAUUGUUGAAUUGUUGCUGAAAAGAAACCCCCACCUACCCAGAAUCAGGGGUGGAGGAGGACACACCCCUCUAAAGUUUGCUCUAAUGCAAGGAAAAUGCUACAUGGCACAGUUUCUCUAUGACAAAACCGAAGAAGUAUUUGAGGAUUUAGACCGAAGAUCCUUGUUCUUCACCUGUGUCGAGACCGGAAAUUACCACAUGGCCUUACAAAUGGCAAGAGAGUGGCCCAAUCUAGCUUGGGAACGUGAUCAGAAUAAUGAUACAGCUUUGCAUCUCUUGGCUCUAAACAAAAAUCCUAUGGAUUCUUGUUGUCAUUCUCCACAGCUUCCAAAUCCCAUCAAGAUCAAUCCAGGAAUGAACCAACUUAUGAUCUUUCAAUUGGUUAAGUAUCUCUGGAAAACCAUGCUGUGCCACAAAACCCUCUCGGAGGCAAUUGAAAUCAUAAGUGAACCUUAUCAACUAUUGUUCGACGCUGCUGAAGUUGGUAAUUUUGGAUUCUUAUCAGAACUUAUCAGUGCUCACCCCAGUUUGAUAUGGGAAGUUGACAACAAAAAUCAAAGUAUAAUUCACACUGCAGUUUUGUUUCGCCAUGCUAGCAUCUUCAAUCUAAUACAUGAGAUAGGGUGCCAAAAGGAUCUUAUACUAACCUAUAUUGUGAAAGAAGACAACCCUUCCUUUUCUUUGCCGAAAAUAAAGAACAACAAUUUGUUGCAUUUGGCUGCAAAGUUAGCUCCACCAGAUCAACUUGAAUUAGUUUCUGGAGCAGCACUUCAAAUGUGCCUUGAGAUAAUAUGGUUUGAGGAGGUGAAGAAAAUAAUGCCUCAAUCGUACGUAAUAAUGAAAAAUUCUGAUGGCCUAACUGCUCAGGAAUUAUUCACAACACAACAUGAAGGAUUGCGAAAAAAAGGAGAAGAGUGGAUGAAACGUACUGCAGAGUUUUGCAUACUCAUCUCAACUGUUAUUGCCACAGCAGUGUUCUCUGCUGCGAUUAAUAUACCAGGUGGUAUUGAUUAUGAAACAAAAAAACCAAAUUUUUUGAACCAAACAUCAUUUUUGCUAUUUGCAAUAUCAGAUGGAGCUGCUUUCAUCUCAUCUUCGACUGCAAUAUUAAUAUUCUUGUCUAUUCUCAUGUCACGUUAUGCCGAGUAUGACUUUUACAAGUCACUACCCUUGAAGUUGAUAUCUGGACUCAUAACUCUAUUCAUCUCCAUAGCAUGUAUGAUGGUAGCAUUUGGCAGUGCCUUCUUCAUAACAUACAACUACGGUUCGAGGGUUAUACCUGAUUCAAUAGCAGUACUCGUUUGUCCACCCUUGCUUUUGUAUAUAGCUCUGCAAUUUUCUUUAUGGUCAGAUAUCAUAUAUUCAACCUUCUAUUGUAGGACUCUGUUUCGACCAACCAAACGUAUGAUCUAUACUAUUAAAGAUAUAUAA